AUACAUACACGAUAUUGUAUAUGGGGUGAUUGGAGCGAUCUAGGUAAAGAUGAUCAUUAUUUUCUUAAUUGCUCUUUUCGUAUUGAUCAAAAGAAAGUUAUAAUCGCUAAACAGAGCUUACCGGAAAUUCAAGUAAGUAUAGCAAACAAAACCCGCCUUUAUCAGCCAGAGGCCAGCUUACGCCAAUAUGCCACCGAACAUGGGUUGGAUCCCGAGAAUUUUUCGGUCAUUACUGGAGCUGAGAAAAAAAGGUGGGCCAUGGGGUGCUUUCCUGCUGACUUGGAAAGAGAUAUACGCUGUUAUCAAGGUGGAAUAAAGAGGAAUGAAGAUACUAGAAAAUACCAUAAAUUUUUAACAGAUCGGGAUAGGCUAGUCGGUGAAGAGUUAUUACGUUGCAGUAUAGUAAAGAGUGGUUUAAGUACUACAUGGCUUGAUGAGCUUAUGAAAGAAUGGGAAAAAACUUAUAAUCAAUUCGUACAAAUUUUUAACUAG
Molecule: messenger RNA, 492 nt
Organism: Diversispora eburnea
Lineage: Eukaryota; Fungi; Glomeromycota; Glomeromycetes; Diversisporales; Diversisporaceae
Source: the annotation of a GenBank genome assembly